Molecule: messenger RNA, 1658 nt
Organism: Striga asiatica
Lineage: Eukaryota; Viridiplantae; Streptophyta; Magnoliopsida; Lamiales; Orobanchaceae
Source: the annotation of a GenBank genome assembly
UUCCUCUCUCUUUUUCAAAUAUUCCUCUCAAAGACUCCACCUUUUUUCAACUUUUUUUCUCCAUUUCUUGUGUUUUUGCUGCUUUACUUUGUUCUCUGUUUUGCCCACAAGCAGAAAAACACACACACUCACACAGAGUGAAAGGAAUUAAUGGGUGACAUCGUACACCUGCCCAUGGAGCAGCUUCAGGACCUCGAGUACUGCAUUGAUUCCAAUCCCCCAUGGCCUGAAACCAUUUUGUUAGCAUUUCAGAAUUACAUUUUAGUACUCGGCACAAGUGUGAUGAUUCCCACAUUACUUGUCCCCAUGAUGGGGGGUACAGAUGGGGACAAAGCACGGGUAAUCGAGACAUUGCUAUUUGUGGCUGGCAUUAACACUCUCCUUCAGGCACUCUUUGGUACUAGGUUACCUGCUGUCGUGGGAGGGUCUUUUGCUUACAUUGUCCCCGUUGUGUAUAUCAUCCACGACUCGUCUUUGCAGCAGAUUAAUGAACCUCAUAUACUAGGAAAUUGUGUCGAAAUUGGCCUGCCGACUCUUUUCUUAGUUAUCGGCUUGUCACAGUACCUAAAGCAUGUUAAGCCACUGAGUGACUUCCCGAUAUUUGAACGUUUUCCCGUAUUAGUAAGUGUGGCCAUUAUGUGGAUAUACUCGAUUAUUCUCACAGCUAGUGGAGCUUACCGAGGGAAACCUCAUGUUACCCAACUUAGUUGCCGUACGGACAGGGCAAAUCUUAUAUCCACGGCUCCAUGGUUCAAGUUCCCGUAUCCUCUUCAGUGGGGUCCACCGACUUUUGCAGCCGGUCACGCUUUUGCCAUGAUGUCUGCUGUUCUUGUGUCGAUGGUCGAGUCAACAGGAGCAUACAAAGCUGCAUCUCGUCUGGCAAUCGCGACUCCACCACCUGCCUAUGUACUCAGUCGAGGCAUUGGUUGGCAGGGCAUAGGUGUUUUGCUCGAUGGUCUUUUUGGAACACUAGCUGGCUCUACAGUAUCCGUGGAAAAUGUGGGACUCCUUGGAUUAACUCGGGUCGGAAGCCGUAGAGUGGUUCAGAUUUCAGCUGGCUUCAUGAUAUUCUUUUCUAUCUUAGGCAAAUUCGGAGCUGUUUUUGCAUCUAUACCAUUUACGAUAUACGCUGCAAUAUAUUGUGUUCUAUUUGGCCUUGUAGGUUCGGUUGGCUUAUCAUUCCUUCAAUUCACUAACAUGAACUCAAUGAGGAACCUCUUUAUAACGGGUCUUUCGCUUUUCCUCGGCAUCUCUAUUCCUCAAUUUUUCGACGAGUAUUGGUCAUUCACUCGUCGUGGGCUCGUUCACUCUAAUGCUGGAUGGUUCAAUGCAAUCUUGAACACCAUUUUCAUGUCGCCCCCAACAGUCGGGUUAAUCAUAGCCGUGUUUCUCGAUAACACAUUGGAAGUGGAGAAGUCGAAGAAGGAUCGAGGCAUGCCGUGGUGGGUUAAGUUUCGAACGUUUAGAGGCGAUAAUCGGAAUGAAGAGUUCUACACAUUGCCAUUCAAUCUCAAUAGAUUUUUCCCUCCCACAUAGACUAAAUAAAGCCUUUUUUCUCUCACUUUUUUAGGUCCCUUUUGAGAAAAAUGGCUUUAUGGGGUUUACUUGUUAGCAAUGGUUUUAGGUUUGAGGUGCUCUUAGAGCUAAGUUUACAUUUU